Molecule: messenger RNA, 3156 nt
Organism: Lactuca sativa (garden lettuce)
Lineage: Eukaryota; Viridiplantae; Streptophyta; Magnoliopsida; Asterales; Asteraceae
Source: RefSeq, a predicted model, not a curated record
AUGGAAAUAGGAAAUAAGGUUUACCUAAAUAACAUUGACCAGAUAGAUGAAAAAUCGCAUAUCAAGGUUCGGGUGCUUAAAAUUUGGAAAUUUGUCAGAAAUAAUAAAGUUUGUUCGAUUGAAAUGAUCAUCAUGGACGAGGAGGGUACACAAUACCAAGCUCGCGUCUUCAAUCAAAAUUUCUCCAGAUUUCGUCAUCUUUUAAAGGAAGAUGAAAAUCAAUCAAUCAACAUUGUUCGUCAAACUCAAAAUGUCAAUACAUUUGAAACACCUGCAAAGCAUAACACAACCAUACAAUACUGGCCUUCCUUUACAGAUAUUAGAACUCCAUUUUCUAACAUUACAAAUGUUAUAAAUCCGUUAUCUAACAAUAGAAAUGAUAUCAUCAGUUUCGAUAAAUAUACCACUUCCAAAUUAGCAAACAAAAGACAGUACCAUGUACUUUCAAAUGAAAUGACAUCAAAAAAUGCAUCCACAGUAACAACUUCUUCAUCAUCAAUCAAGUUAAAAACGAAGACAAGACAUUUAUCCUCUAUCCCAUUGAUUGAUCUGACAGAAGAUGUAGAAAAUAUACAUCAAGUGAACAAUGAAAAUUUUAUAGUUGGUAUCUCAAAUGAAUAUUUGGAUCAUGGUGAUCAAGUUGUUGUAUGUCAAACAUGUCGUGCAAAGUUAUGGAGAAAUGAAUCCAUUAGAGGUAAAGAAAAGGGAAACACGGAUUAUUCAUUAUGUUGUGGUUACGGCAAAGUUCAACUUCCAGAUUUAAAGAAUGCACCCCCGACUUAUGAAAGAAUGUUCCGAAAUAUGGACUCAAAAAGCAAACAUUUCAUGAAAAACAUUCGACGUUACAAUUCAAUGUUUUCUUUCACGUCGAUGGGUGGUAAAAUUGAUUCUUCAAUCAAUAGAGGAAACGCUCCAUACAUUUUCAGAUUGGGUGGUCAAAAUUAUCAUAGUAUUGGAAGUCUUUUGCCAGCAAAAGGAUCGGAACCAAAAUUCUCUCAGUUAUACAUUUAUGACACUGACAACGAAAUUACAAAUAGACAAAGAUGUUUUCGUGGUGAAAAGGAUCAAUCAACAUCAACUGAUAGUGAUAUUAUUGAAGAUAUUAAGGUGAUGUUAGAUUCAAAUAAUGUGUUGGUUAGAUCUUAUAGGAUGGUAAGAGAUACUUUUGAGAAAAAUCUAGAAGUUGAUAUGAAAUUACGACUUAUCGGGAGAAGGGAGCAAGAUGGAAGAACAUAUAACCUACCGAUUGCUUCUGAGGUUGCUGCUUUAAUAAUUGGUGACAUUUCGGAUUCAAUCGAGAAGAGGGAUAUCGUCGUUCAAACAAAAAAUGGUUGUCUACAACGUAUCAGUGAAUUGCAUCCUUCGUAUCUUCCUCUCCAAUAUCCAUUGCUAUUUCCAUAUGGGGAUGAUGGUUAUAGUGUUGACAUUCUUCAUAGAGGUGUGCCAUUUACGAACAACAGCAAGCGUGCGAAAUGUACAAUGAGAGAAUAUUUCGCUUAUAGGAUUCAAGACAGAGAUCAUUCGUUUUCUCUCAUACUUAAUUCAAGAAGGUUGUUUCAACAAUUUCUGGUAGAUGCCUACACUAUGAUGGAAACGGAGAGAAUGUACUACAUACGUAGGCAACAACAUGUUCUUAGAUGUGAUUCUUAUGAAAAUUUACGUAACCAAAAAGCUCAAGGAACGACUGAUAUCUCGAAUGUCGGCCAACGUGUCAUAUUACCUUCAUCCUUUACCGGAGGUGCACGUUAUAUGCUGCAAAACUAUUUGGAUGCCAUGUCACUAUGCAAAUGGUUUGGAUAUCCUGAUUUCUUCAUAACCUUUACGUGUAAUCUCAAAUGGCCUGAGAUUAAAAGGUUUCUUAAGGAUACUUCACUUCAACCAAAAGACAGGCCUGAUAUACUAUGUAGGUUGUUCAAGAUCAAGCUUGAUGCAUUCAUUAAAGACUUAAGGGAUAAUCAAAUUUUCGGCAAAGUUCAAGCAUAUGUUUAUACAAUUGAAUUCCAAAAAAGAGGUUUGCCGCAUAGUCAUGUAUGUCUAUUCAUGCAUUCUGACAACAAGCUACCAACUGUUGAACUUAUCGAUCCGAUAAUUUCAGCAGAGAUACCAGACAGAAUCGAAGAUCCUGAAUUGUAUUCACUUGUAAAUGAGUUUAUGGUUCAUGGUCCAUGUGGAGCUGAAAAUAUGAAUUGUCCAUGCAUGGUGGAUAAAAAGUGCUCUAAAAACUUUCCAAAACAAUUCAAUAAUCAUUCGUCUGUAGAUCAGAAUGGUUUUCCGUUAUAUAGGCGAAGAAACGAUGGUUAUUUUGUAGAAAAAUCAGGUGUAAGGUUGGAUAAUAGAAAUGUUGUUCCAUACAACAAAUAUCUAUUGAAAAGAUAUCAGACACAUAUUAAUAUUGAAUGGUGCAAUCAGGGAUCUUCUAUAAAGUAUUUGUUUAAAUACAUAAAUAAGGGUCCUGAUAGAGCUACAGUUGCUGUUGUACCAACCAACAAUGAAUGUGAAAAUAAUGAUGCGGUCGAUGAAAUAGUUGAAUAUUACGAUUGUAGAUAUUUAUCAGCAUGUGAAGCAUCAUGGCGAAUUUUUACAUAUGAUGUUCAUUGCAGAUAUCCUUCUGUUGUCAGACUGCCUUUUCAUCUUCCUAAUCAACAACAGAUUGUAUAUGGUGAAGACGAUGAUAUUGAUGAUGUUCUUGACAAACCUUCUGUUGCGGCUUCAAAUUUCACAGCUUGGAUGAAAUGUAAUGCAAUCGACAGUGAAGCACGAAAGCUCACAUAUGUUGAAUUCCCUACAAAGUUUGUUUGGAUAUUAAAUGGUCGGUUUUGGAAGCGAAGGAAAGUAGGAAAAGCCAUCGGUAGAAUUCAUUCUGUUUCACCUAAACUAGGUGAGGCAUAUUUCUUAAGGAUUCUUUUAAAUAAAGUAAAAGGACCAACAUCAUUUGAUGAUAUUCGCACGGUAAAUGGUCAAACACAUUCUUCUUUUAGAGAUGCUUGUUAUACACUCGGGCUAUUAGAUGAUGACAAGGAAUACAUUGAUGCAAUUAAAGAAGCAAUAUGUCAAAACCAGAGGUCGUUUGGGAAAAUACAUGGAAAUAUUUGGCAGAUGAAAUUCUAUAUAGACAACGACAAAGAUUUAAGUCUGCAGAAUUGUUACUCGGAGUAG